Messenger RNA from Symbiodinium sp. CCMP2592, 357 nucleotides. The record is from the annotation of a GenBank genome assembly. NCBI's taxonomy places the organism in Eukaryota, Dinophyceae, Suessiales, Symbiodiniaceae.
AUGGUCAACAAUGCAGGCCUCAACAAGAAACAGAAGCCAUCAGUCCAGCCCAGCCAGCCCGUCUUUGUCAAGAAAAUUGUCAAUGGAAAGGAAGUGAACAUCCAGGUGAAGAAGAUGCCGGUGGUCCAUUCUGUUGCAAAGAUGCUGGCAAGCGCUCGGUCUUCUGGGGCAACAGCACCUUUGGAGACAAAGCCAGCUGCAGCCGGCCAAGAAAUCGUUGUUCUUCUUGGGCCCCAUGGACUGCAAGUAGCAAUGGACUCGGGCUUCGCUUUCGGCUUUGAAAACCACCAUCUCGAAUUCAGCAAAUCUCUUGCCGGCACCUUCAAGACUCCACCGGACUUCAGAUCUUUGCGGUGA